This is a messenger RNA of Acipenser ruthenus (sterlet), 8082 nucleotides long. RefSeq names its product A disintegrin and metalloproteinase with thrombospondin motifs 20-like. The transcript has 39 exons. Gene Ontology annotation, molecular function: metalloendopeptidase activity; zinc ion binding. Gene Ontology annotation, cellular component: extracellular matrix. The record is from RefSeq and is a predicted model, not a curated record. Gene Ontology annotation, biological process: proteolysis; extracellular matrix organization. Lineage: Eukaryota; Metazoa; Chordata; Actinopteri; Acipenseriformes; Acipenseridae. Bases 355 to 6099 code for a protein of 1914 amino acids.
CCAGGGGCGGACCUAGUGUUUGAUGUUGGUUGUGGGGUAGGGGGUGUUCUAUGGAUGGCCAAGGAAAGUUUAGCUGGCACCGAUCCCUUCUGCUUACAAGUAGCUAAGCUAGCGAAGUAACUAUACAUCUAAUCGAUUUUUGGUAAAUCGCACGUUUUGCUGAAGAUGGUGGAUGUGGCUGCUUUGUAAUGCGAUGAAGGGAUUGCACUUUCCCAGAUUUGUGCUGCAGAGAUCCUCCACGGACCCGACGACCUGUUGCUGCUGACAAGCCGGGAGAGUAGUUGGGGAGACGCCGGUAGAUUGAGCAGGCACUUCCCUGGAGACUAAAGCCCUCGUUUCUUUGCUGAGGGAAUCAUGCAGUUUGCAAUCUGGUUAGUUGGGCUCCUGUGUCAUCUCUCAGCACUCAUCUGCAUUUCCAUGGAAUUUAGAUUUCAUCCCAAACAAGAAAACUUCAUCAAACAGCUGUCAUUUUAUGAAAUUAUCACGCCCGUCCGUGUGAAUGGUUUUGGAGAAACAUUUCCAACCACGCAGCACUUCAAGAGGAAGCGGAGAAGUUUAAAUUCAGACCUUUGGGGGUCAAGAACUCAUUACAAAAUUGAUGCCUUUGGGGAGCACUUCCACCUCAACCUCAGCGCUGACUCCGGAUUUAUAGCACCGUCCUACAUGGUUUCACAUCUAGGGGCAGAACACAGCAACAGGUCGGAUUUACAGGAAGAUAGCUCUGAGAUAAGGCAUUGCUUUUUUAAUGGGCAUGUCAAUGCUAAAAGCGAACACACUGCUGUUUUCAGCAUCUGCACUGGCCUUAUUGGCACAUUUAGAACCCACAAUGGUGAAUAUUUUUUAGAACCACUCUUGAAAUCAAAUGGAGAAGAUUAUGAAGACGAACACAACAAACCUCAUCUCAUUUACAGACAAGAAAUAAAGAAAGAAAAAACACUGGAGGAAAAAGUUAAACCAUGUGCAGCUUCAGAAACGAACAUCAGGAAACAAAUUAAUUUUCAGAACAAGAACAGUAUUGGAGAGCAUCUGCAUUCUAUACAUGAAGCCAUGAAUUCAGAACAGUCUUCAAGCCACGAAUCCAACAUGAAUAAUGGAUCCCAUUCACGGCACAAGAGAUUUUUGUCAUAUCCAAGGUUUGUGGAAGUGAUGGUAACUGCAGACGCCAAAAUGGUACACCAUCAUGGGCGAAACUUGGAGCACUACAUCCUAACACUUAUGUCAGUAGUGGCUGCAAUUUACAGAGAUCCAAGCGUUGGAAAUCUUAUAAAUAUUAUGGUUGUGAAAUUAGUUGUUGUCCACCAUGAACAGGAAGGACCUUCUGUCAGUUUCAAUGCGGCAACUACCCUCCACAAUUUUUGUGUGUGGCAGCAAACACAGAAUGUUGUAGAUGACACCCAUCCUUCACACCAUGACACAGCUGUUCUCCUCACCAGGGAAGACAUCUGCAGAGCAAGGAACAAGUGUGAUACCUUAGGCUUAGCUGAACUUGGUACGAUGUGUGAUCCCUUCCGUAGCUGCUCCCUUAGUGAAGAGAAUGGUCUUAGUGCUGCAUUUACCAUUGCACAUGAGCUGGGGCAUGUGUUUAACAUCCCUCAUGACGAUAGUUUUAAAUGCAAAGAAGCUGGGGUGAAACAUCAAUACCACGUCAUGGCCCCAACACUCAACUACAACACAAGCCCAUGGUCAUGGUCCAAGUGUAGUCGCAAGUACAUCACUGAAUUUCUUGACACUGGAUAUGGAGAAUGUCUCCUUGAUGAGCCGGUUAGUAGAACAUAUGAACUUCCUUCUCAACUUCCUGGUCAGCUGUACAACGCCAACAAACAGUGUGAACUCAUGUUUGGACCAGGAUCACAAGUUUGUCCAUACUUGAAGCAGUGCAAGAGGCUGUGGUGCACAAGUGCAGAAGGGGUUCACAAGGGCUGUCGCACGCAGCACAUGCCUCUGGCUGAUGGGACUGAUUGCGGCCAUGGGAUGCACUGCCGACAUGGACUUUGUGUGAAUAAAGAAGUGGAGCUGCGCCCUGUGGACGGGGAGUGGGGGCCCUGGGGACCCUACAGCACCUGCUCCAGAUCAUGUGGAGGAGGGAUUAGAAGUGCAGCUAGAGACUGCAAUAAACCAGAGCCAAAAAAUGGAGGGAAAUACUGUGUUGGGCGUCGAAUGAAAUUCCGCUCCUGCAACACUGAACCAUGUCCAAAAGGCCAGAAAGAUUUCCGAGAGGAGCAGUGCUCAGAAUUUGAUGGCAAACAUUUCAAUAUCAACGGUCUACCUCCUACUGUACGCUGGAUACCAAAAUAUAGUGGCAUUCUAAUGAAGGAUCAAUGUAAGCUGUUCUGCAGAGUUGCAGGAACCACUGCUUACUAUCAACUGAAGGACCGUGUGGCCGAUGGAACCCAGUGUGGACCAGAGACGAAUGACAUCUGUGUACAAGGCUUGUGCAGGCAAGCUGGAUGUGAUCAUGUGCUGAAUUCCAAGGCAAGGAGAGAUAAGUGUGGAGUCUGUGGUGGUGAUAACUCCUCCUGUAAGACUCUGGCCGGUACUUUCAACAGUGCUCAAUAUGGUUAUAAUGUUGUUGUGAGAAUUCCUGCAGGAGCAACCAGCAUUGACAUCAGACAGCACAGCUACUCUGGGAAGCCAGAGGAUGACAACUACCUCGCAUUAUCUGACAGCCAGUCCACUUUUAUUUUAAACGGGAACUUUGUGGUGAGCAUGUUUAAACGGGAAAUCACCUUUCAGGGGACCGUCAUUGAAUACAGUGGAUCAGACACUAAUGUGGAGCGCAUUAACUGCACUGAAAAAAUAGUGGAAGAGCUGGUUCUGCAGGUCUUAUGUGUGGGAAAUUUGUACAACCCUGAUGUGCGUUACUCUUUUAACAUACCAAUUGAGGACCACAAGGAGCAGUUUGUGUGGGAUUCAUACGGCUCAUGGCAGGAAUGUAGCAGUAUGUGUCAAGGUGAACGGAAACGGAAAGCAGUAUGUGUGCGUAAGAGCGAUCACCUGGUUGUGUCGGAGCAGAGAUGUGAGCAUUUGCCCCAGCCUGCCCUUGCCACAGAGCCCUGUAACACAGAAUGUGAACAAAGGUGGCAUGUGGUUGGUAAAAGUGAGUGUUCUGCUAAGUGUGGACCAGGCUAUAGAACUCAAGACAUCCAGUGCAUGAAGUACAGUGCAUCCAAAGGGCAGAGUGUUCCAGUAGAAAGUAGGUUCUGCAGUGACCAGCUGAAACCUCAAUUCAGAGAGCCAUGCCAUGGAGACUGUCACUUGACCAGCUGGCAUUACUCAUCAUGGUCACAGUGUUCGAAGACCUGUGGAAGGGGCACCAGGAGUAGAGAUUUUUACUGCGUGAACAACCUUGGACGACGUCUUGUUGACAGAGAGUGUAAUGAACACCAGAGAGUUGUAACUCAGACCUGUAAUGAUAUUUCCUGUCCGGAGUGGGCUACCAGUGAAUGGACAGAGUGUCUUGUGACAUGUGGGAAGGGUGUGAGGCAUAGACAGGUAUGGUGUCGCCUGAAUGAAGAACGCUUGAGGGAUAACCUCUGUAACGCAGACAGCAAGCCAGAGGCUGUAGGAGCUUGUGAACUUCCAGAGUGUGCCUCCUGGCAGGUUGGGGUCUGGGGAAUGUGUGCUGUGACCUGUGGGCAUGGCUAUCAGAUGCGGGCUGUAAGGUGUGUAACUGGAACACAUGGGGAGGCUUUAGAUGACAGAGUCUGCAAUGCUGCUUCCCGACCAAGAGAUAAUCAGGAAUGUGAGAUGCCUGCUUGCCCUGAAUCUCCCAAGGUUUUUUCUACCGCCCUUCCUGGCACUCAAAGGGGAUUCAUGACGCAGUGGAGAUAUGGAUCUUGGACUCCAUGCUCAGUUACAUGUGGGAAAGGGAAGCGGGCUCGCUAUGUGAGUUGCAGAGAUGCUCAUGGAGGGGUAGCGGAUGAAUCGUAUUGUGCACACCUGCCUCGUCCACCAGAAGUCUCCACCUGCUUCAGUCCAUGUGGUCAGUGGCGCGCUGGCGAAUGGUCAACUUGCUCAGUAACCUGUGGUCAUGGGGGGUCAACACGGCAGGUGGUUUGUAGUAACUACCACCAUCAGAUUGAUGAAGGCCUCUGUGAUCCAGACGACCGGCCACCCUCAGAACAGGAAUGCAUCGCAGCACCGUGCCCCUCCCUGUAUCGUCUGUUUCCUAACAACCAGCCGGCACAUUUCCCCUCUGACUACCAGCGCCCCCACCUGGAUCACUCUCCCCAGGACAGUGCCAGCCACAAAAAUUGGAAUGUGCCGUCUGCAGACAAUCAGUGGAGGACAGGCCCUUGGGGAGCAUGUUCCAGCACUUGUGCUGGAGGAUUCCAGCGUCGGGUUGUAGUGUGCCAGGAUGGAGAAGGACGAACCAUAAACUACUGUGAUGAGAGAAUAAAACCAGCAGAGUCGAGAAGCUGUGAUUCCGGACCGUGCCCUCGCUGGAACUAUGGGAGCUGGGGAGAGUGCACUCAGACUUGCGGAGGUGGAACAAGAACAAGACUAGUAAUCUGCCAGCUGUCUAAUGGUCAAAGAUUAAACGAUCACAACUGCGAGAUUCUGGAUAAACCGCCAGACAGGGAGCAGUGCAACAUGCACCCUUGUCCAGGUAGUGUUUCAUGGCACCGAGGACCAUGGAAACUGUGUUCGGUGAGCUGUGGAAAAGGCACCAAGCAUCGGGACGUUUACUGUGCUGAUAAAGAUCAGGCCCAAGUGGAGGAAGAACACUGCAAACAGCUGUCAAAGCCUCGCAAUCACAAGCCAUGUAGGUCACGCAGAUGCCCUAGCUGGAAGGCCAACAGAUGGAAAGAGUGCUCCGUGACCUGUGGCGUGGGGAUUCAGCAAAGGGAAGUCUUCUGCAGAUUGAAAAGUGUAGGUCGAGUUGAUGGAGUGAUGUGUGAUCCCCUCACCCAACCCCCCCAUACACAGCCAUGCCGGGCUCCUGACUGUCUUCACUAUGAAUGGAUUGCAGAUAAAUGGCAAGGCUGCCCUGUUGCCUGUGGUGAAGGGAUAAAGACACGAAAGAUUGUGUGUGUUGAUCAAGACAAGAAGUCUGUAGAUGACAGCCGUUGCAACUCUUCGUCCAAACCUAUCGCUUCACAAAAAUGCAAAACAGUACCUUGUGAAUAUUUAUGGAUUACAGGAGAUUGGUCACAGUGCUCAAAAAGUUGUGGCUCUGGAUACCAGCAAAGGAUGAUUUCCUGCUCUGAGGUGCACUCUAUUCAAGAUCAUUAUUCCUAUGAUUCCCAAUCUGUAUCUCAUGCCAACUGCCCAAAGCCACAUCCUCCAGACAUCCAAAAAUGUAACCUCGGGGAGUGUCCCUCUGCUGCAUCCUGGAAAGUAGGCUUGUGGAGUAAGUGUUCUAUGACCUGUGGAGCCGGUGUGAUGGAGAGAAAGGUGGAGUGCGUGACCUCCAAGGGUUUACAUUCUGAACUGUGUCGUCCAAAUGAGAAGCCAGUAUCCAAGGCUGCUUGUCAGGAUAAAGAGUGUGAAUUAUCGACAAGCUGCAGUGAUGUGCAGACUAAACAAGGACUUACAAAAGAUGGUGAAUACUUGCUUAGGAUUAAAGGAAAAAUUAUUCAGAUUUACUGUGCUGAAAUGCAGUCAGAGUAUGCAAAAGAGUAUGUUACCUUACGCAGUGGACAGACAGACAACUACUCUGAAGUAUAUGGAUACAGGUUGCAAAAUCCAUAUGAAUGUCCGUUCAAUGGAAGCAGACGACAAGAUUGCUUGUGCACUAAUGACUACCCUGCAGCGGGAUACACACUUUUCUAUAGGGUUCGACUCGAUGUCAGUUCCAUGCGGAUAAUAACUACAGAUCUGUUUUUCACUGAGACGCUGCUUGGGAGAGCAGUUCCUUUUGCCACAGCAGGAGACUGUUACAGUGCAGCCAAGUGCCCACAGGGACAGUUUAGCAUCAAUCUGACAGGUACUGGACUGAGAGUAUCUGAAUCAACUAAAUGGAUAGCGCAGGGUAACUAUGCGACAGUCAAAGUACACAGGUCUCAUGAUGGUACAAGAAUCUAUGGAAGAUGUGGAGGCUACUGUGGGAAGUGCAUUCCUCAAACUAACUCUGGGCUUCAAGUCCAAGUUCUGUAAAGAAGAAAUUAGGAUUUGAAGUACUAGGAAUCAAAAAUGAAAAGCAUAUCUGUCCAGAAUGUAAUGUACCUUGUGUGUAAAGACAAAGAUAUUUACCACUUAUAUAAUAUUGCAUAUUAUUUAUCUAUUUUGGCAGCUACAGCAAAAAGUGAUCCAACUGACUGUAAUGGCCACUACAACAUAAAACAAAUUCAUAUGAAGAUAUUUAUUCAAUUUCUGAUAGUGACAAUGAUGAUCAAAUGCACUGGUAUAUUAAUGUAAGCUAGACCAAACAUGGAGUAAAAGCACUACGGGCUGGUUAUGUUUAAAUUGGUGUCUUAUGUCAGUCCAGCUUACUGUAAGGACAGGUGCAUAGUAAAGACGCUGGGUAUAGCAUACAAAAUAAAAUACAAAACGUAUGGUACAGUACUGAUACAGGCUUUCUCAAGAUGUAAUGUCCAAUUACUGUAAUUGUAGUUCUUUUACCUGAUUUUUUAGUACAUUCCCAAUGGUGCUCAUUAUCCAGCAGCUGGUUAAAUAGCAAACAUUGUAUUUACAUUGACAUUGCAAUCAUAUUCAGUAACUGAGUGAAUUACACUGGAAGUGAAUAAUGAUCAGAUAGGUCAUGUCCCCAGUAGCAAUUAUACUUCAGUGUUGCAUGCCUUACAUAAGACAGCACAAGACAAGCCUCUUAAAAUGGUAAGAGGUAGCCUUGAAACAGCAUUGAAUUUCAUGCUGAUUUAAAUACACCUGAGUCAGUUUUGUUUUAUUUUUCAUUCAUAUAACAAAAACCUCUGAAAUCAGUAGAAAAACCAGGGGACCUUCUCCUUACAUUAGGAAAUAUAAGGCUUAAGGAGCAUUGGUACCCACCUCCGGAUUCUUGAGAUCAUCAAUCAAAAACCCUUUAAUUUGUUACAUAUGAGUUACAGUACAUGAAAAACCUAAUUUAGCCAGCCAGCGGACAAAAUAUAGGUCCAAAAAAACCCAGUCAUAUUGCCAAGUCACUGGUGCAUAAACCCUACCUCUCAUACGCAUGUAAAUAAGAGAGACUUAUUUUAUUAAGGUAUAAAAUAUUUAUGUACGAUUUUAUAUUUAUUCUGUGCUGUUUUGUUCAUAUGUUGGAUGUUGAGUACUGCCAGCUAAGAAGCCAUUAUUUGACUUUAAGUUGCAUUUUUGUUGAAUGAUUGUAACCACUAGCUAAACAGAAAAGAAUGAUGUUAUUUUUAUGGUGCUGUUAACUACUGAAAUUACCUCUUUUAAAAAACAGGAGUUAUGUGGUGAUGUACCACUACCAUCCACUCUGCUGCAAGGUUUAUUGGAGUAGUAUUAAUAUUUACAAAGCUUCACACCAUUUCUCUCUGAUACAAAUGCAGACAGUAAAUCUUGGUGCUAAAAGGUUUGGAAAUCCAUAUAGUGUUUAGCUUCAACCAAAGUUUCCUUUUACAGUGCCUGAGUUGCACAGUGCAGCUAUAUCUAUAUUGGAACAUCCCUGUUUAAAUUAAAUGAGCAGCUAACUUAACUGUGGCUAUCGUGUUCUGUGAUAGACAGUUCUACCUAUGAGAUCCGUAUCAGAAACUGUCGGAGUACUUGAUGCACUGUGUGCCUUUACAUAUUUUUAGAAAGGUAAACUUGGAAUACUCCGUUCUUUUUUUUAUUAACAGUAAAGUUUCUUGUAAAUAUUUAUGUAAAAAAAAAGUUUUUAUAAUUGAGUGUAUAUUGAAUAUAAGUGUAUUCUGUUAUAUUUUAAGAGGGCAUUUGGCAAAAAAGAAAUGUAUGAAAUGAUGCUUUUGCAAUGUAUUAUCCAAAGAAACCACACACUUGUUGAAAAUUGAGUAUUCACCCAAAUGUGUGUACUUUAAAGUGUGUAUAUUUAAAGGAAUCAUGUUGGUGCUAUAAUAACAUUUAUUGGGUUUUUUUUGUUUUGUUUUUUUAAAGAUAGCAUCUGACUGCUGUACUAACAAAGACAAUUACAUAUUAAAAUGGUGUUUGUAUGUGUGUGUUUUA